Betta splendens (Siamese fighting fish) is the source of this 6606-nucleotide messenger RNA. Its product is annotated as cyclin-dependent kinase 17-like. Gene Ontology annotation, molecular function: protein kinase activity; ATP binding. Gene Ontology annotation, biological process: protein phosphorylation; neuron projection development; exocytosis. The transcript is spliced from 15 exons. Gene Ontology annotation, cellular component: cytoplasm; synaptic vesicle; nucleus. The record is from RefSeq and is a predicted model, not a curated record. Bases 1528 to 3066 code for a protein of 512 amino acids. Lineage: Eukaryota; Metazoa; Chordata; Actinopteri; Anabantiformes; Osphronemidae.
UAGUUAUUGACAUGAAGGGAGCGGUGGGGUUUUAUCUCACAGCACUCACAUACGUUUGAAGACAAGUGUUAAUCCUUGAGAAUGUUAAGUGGAAAAAUGAGAUUUGAUCCCUGUCUUGCUGACAUUUUGGAUGCAGUACUCACUCAAAGCAUUAAUGUCCUAAAAGCCUCCCGUUUAUGGGCUCCUCAUGGGAAGCAUUGAGGGAAACGAGGAAUGAUGGCGAGCUGCUGAAGGUACUUUAAGUUGUGUGGUAAUUUAUAUAAGUCCACCACAGCACCAUAGUGUUUUUUUUAUUUUUUCGAAAAGAAAGAAAAAAAUAUAUAGUAAUAUUAUUGUAACUGAAGUACUCUAUAUACUGUAGUACUAUGUGGGUAAGUUAGCUUACCGGAAAUGUGUAACAUUAAGGAAGUAAUAGGGUUUUAAGCCUUAUAAAAAACCUUUGGUGAUUAUAGUGCUGAGGGUGGUUGAAUAAUGGACAGAGGGAGGGAAAGAAAUAUGAGCUCAGCGGAGAUUGGACUUAGGACGCUGCAUGCAUCACUCAGAAGCCUUUAUAGAUUUCAAUUUUAGCUCUAGAGAAUCAAGAUGAGGAAAGAGCAUGAGGAAGAGAAAGAAACCAGAUGGCAGGACUGACUGUACACUUAACACUAUUUCUGGACACAGACAAAGAUGAGUGUAGGGAGAGAGAUAGGUGUCACCCACACAGGGAGGAGAUAGCAAGGUGAAGGGAGGGAACAUGAGCACUAACAUCACAGAAAGCACUGAUAGGGGCGCCCGAGGCAAGGAGGGACCAAUCAAGAGAAGGGAGUGGAGAGAGGCAGAGCAGCACAACAACCUGAAUAGAGUGUUGUGCUGAAUAACAGUGGAAGAACGGGGAGGACGAAGGGAGGAGGUCCGACAUGUGAAGAAAAAACAGAGGAAUAUAAAAUGUAGCCUGAAGAGAGUGCAAGAAGGACAGAAGUCAGAGAGACGCGGAUGGAUUGCAGUGUUUUUCACUCUAGAAGGAGCCGUGUGUGUGUUUCAUUGUAAUUCGUGUAGCAGGAGACGGAUCCGGUCUUAUUCUGGGAUGUUGGGGUGUAACAGUUUUCAGCUUUGGUCUGCCGACUGUCUCUGCAGCAUUCUGUGUACCUGCACAGUGUUUGACCUUCCCUAGUCAGCAAGCAGUGUCACUGCAGAGAGAAAAAGAACCAGAAAACCAAAGGAGAGGCGGAGGGUGGGAGUGUCUUCAGUAAAAUACAGAGAAGUAGAGUAUCAGUCAGGGGAGUUGUUGCAUUGUGAUAAGUGUGGCGUCCUACCAACCUUUUCUAUACCGCAUGGAGCUUUACUGGAGGUGCAACAAAAGCCUAAAGACUAGAUUUAAUCAACAGCAGCACCCAAAACCUGGGUCCAACACAGACUAAUUGACCGGACAUCAAGACUGAACUGGAAUUUACCAAUUAAAGAGCUGUGGAUUUUCUCCAUCUUUUUUUAUAGUUAUAUUAAAUUAUUUUAACAGACUUUUAACUGUAGGGCUUUGAACCCUCUAGAACCAUGGAUAUGUCAGGCAAACCCCAGGGAUGCCCUGCUCGCGCUGCUAGGUUGGAAAACUCAGGGACGGGGGAGGCUAGAAUGGGAGACGGGAUGAGAAUAGGGGAGAGAGAACCCCCACUGAGGCUGUCACCUUUCCGUAUGCUUAGAGUGCUGGACUCAUGCCGUCCUCCAGGAAACCGUAUCGGUAUUGUCCAUGAGAAUGUGAAGAUGGGUUCAGAUGGGGAGAGUGACCAGGCGUCUGGGACGUCUUCUGAUGAGGUCCAGAGUCCAGUCAGGGUCCGUAUGAGGAACAACCACCACCGACGCAUCUCUAAUGAGGACAUAAACAAACGCUUGUCUCUACCAGCUGACAUUAGGCUUCCAGAGGGCUACUUGGAGAAGUUUGCCAUGAACAGCCCGCCCUUUGACAAACCCAUGAGCCGCAGGCUACGGCGCGCUUCCUUGUCUGAAAUUGGCUUUGGGAAACUCGAGACCUACAUCAAACUGGACAAACUAGGGGAGGGGACCUACGCUACAGUGUUCAAGGGGCGAAGCAAGUUAACAGACAACCUGGUGGCUCUGAAGGAGAUCAGACUGGAGCACGAAGAGGGCGCACCCUGCACAGCUAUCCGAGAAGUGUCUCUACUGAAAGACUUGAAACACGCUAAUAUUGUCACUCUCCAUGACAUUAUCCACACUGACAAGUGCCUGACACUCGUGUUUGAGUACCUGGAAAAAGACCUCAAGCAGUAUAUGGAUGACUGUGGAAGCAUAAUGAGUGUUCACAAUGUUAAGAUCUUUCUGUUCCAGCUGCUGCGAGGUCUUGCAUACUGCCACAAGAGGAAGGUUCUCCACAGAGACCUCAAACCACAGAACCUGCUAAUAAAUGAAAAAGGAGAGCUCAAACUAGCAGAUUUUGGACUUGCACGAGCCAAAUCUGUCCCCACGAAGACCUACUCAAAUGAAGUUGUGACAUUAUGGUACCGACCACCAGAUGUGCUUCUAGGCUCCACUGAGUACUCUACACCCAUUGACAUGUGGGGUGUGGGCUGCAUCUUCUAUGAAAUGAUCACAGGCAGGCCUCUCUUCCCUGGAUCAACUGUGGAGGAUGAACUUCACCUUAUAUUCCGCAUACUUGGUACCCCUACGGAGGAGACUUGGCCUGGCAUUACCACCAGUGAAGAGUUUAAGACAUACAAUUUUCCCCAGUACCACGCAGAACCCCUCGUCAACCAUGCACCCAGGAUAGACAGUGAUGGUCAUGACUUGCUCUCAAUGCUUCUACAGUUUGAAGCUAAAAAGCGCGUCUCAGCUGAGGAUGCUCUCAGACAUUCAUAUUUCAGAAGCCUCGGGGAGCAGGUUCAAACACUGGCUGAUACUGCCUCCAUCUUCUCUGUAAAAGGCAUUCAGCUCCAGAGAGAUCCAGGAAAGAGAUCUUCAGUCUACCCAGAAUCAACGGUGGCCCAUAGGCUAGGCUCAGCACCCUCGCAGUACUUCCCGAGAGAAGCAGCCAAUCCCAGGGCUCAGAGUCACAAUCUCUCCUCCACUUCCACUGGCUGAGUGGCCCCUUCCUUUCUGGUAAAUACGGUCUCUUUCUUUCUGCCCGUCUCUUUCUUUUGCUGCUGUUAACGCUUUUCUGCCCGUCUGUGCCUGGUCGCAGCAGUCCCACGCGACUGGAUUGUUCUCCUGAACCAAAACAACAUUUUACCAUCUUUUGAACUCGCGAGCUUCCAUCCUAUUAUUUUGUCUCUGUUUUUAAAACUCACUGUUUUCUUGUUCCCGCCAGCUGUCUUUUGACAUUUACAGUCUCACACCCACAAGCAUCAUCUUGGCUUACUCCUGCGUAAUCCUGUUCUUGUGGGAGUGAGCCCAGUGUUUAACACAGGGACAAGAGCGAGUUCAAAGUGAAUUCUUUGAUCUGAGAAUGGAGAGUCAUGUGAAUGUUUUCUUCUGUAGUCCUGUUUAGGUUUCUGCAGCGAGAGGUGUAGCCCUUUUGUUGAGUUUGUAAGUGAGCAGUUGUUGUUGUUUUUGUUUUGUUCUUUAGCACAGAUGUGUGUGUAUGUUUAGUGCAGUGCGUUACUGUGUUUCUGGUAAGUAUAAUGAAGCUUCAGCAACAUUCAUGGUUGAUUAAUUAACUAAGUGGCAGUAAAUUAAUUAUGAAGCAGCCUAAAUAUAUAAAUGUAGUACGAUUCAUUGUUUGAGUCCAGUGAAACAAUACAUUUAUAAAAGUCUGUAACCUAUAGAAAAAGGUUCAAAAUACAAAUAGUUGAUUAAUUAGUGUGUUCUUUCUUUUGGAGCUACACUGUAGAAAGAACGCAAACAUCACCUAGUUGUUGCUGAUGCUGACCCUUGUGUUGGAUGGAGAUCAGAUAGAACAGCACAGUGUUAAACUCUGUUCCCACUACAUUAAAACCACCAGAUGAUGACUGAAUAGUUUGUAUUGCUGGCAUGGAGUGAUGUUUGCAGGAGUGUGCAGUGUGUUGUUAGGUUCUAUCAAACCCUCUUUUUACAUCUCUCUCUCUCUCUCUCUCUCUCUCUCUCUGUCUCUCUCAGGCCAGGGGAAGAGCAGGAGGCAGAGUGUGUUGUUUUAGUGCUGGCAGGGGUGCUGAGGCCCUGCCACGCCAACGCUGAAGGAGCGACACACCCUGCUACAUAGACACAGACAACACUAACGCACACACACAAAACCACAAGACAAAACCGUACAGAACUGAGACUGAAGAAUUCAUACUUGACUAAAUCAUACAGACUCCAAAGACUGUAAACGAGACGGGUGCGUGAUGCUAGAAGAGAAGUGGGAGAGCGUACGUUUGUCUCCUUGCUGCUAUGAGUAUUGCUGUCCAGAAGAGGGCAGCGCUGAAGAUGCAGACAUAGCUUUGGAACUGAACCUACUGCAUCUGUUCACUGAGGAAGAGAAGGCAGAGGAGCAUGGAAGGCGAUGGAAGAAGCCUGUCCCUCUUUCUUUGCUUUCAGACUGUUGUACAUACAGAGACUGAGCUGUAAGAACUCUGCUUUUUCAUAACACGCCUCAGCCUGAAUCCAAACUCUGAAUAUUGCACCUCAACUCUAGACACUUGCAUAACCUCUUUAGUAGAUGAUCCUCAAAAACAACACAAUCUUUCUCUCCCUCUCUCUCUCCCUCUCUCUCUCUCUCUGUUGUUCUGUCGCACACAAUUAUACGACAUACAUACACACUUGAAAGUUCACUUGAAAGCUAAGAGUGUUCUGAUCAUUGGAGUUUACAGAGUUGAACUUUAGCACCUUAUUGUCCGGUAGAUGUCAGGGUGGCUGUCCUUGUGUUACCUCAUCAGUUACUCAAGCAGAGUAGGAUGUCAAGUACACACUAUAUAGAUAUUAUAGUGAAAAAGAAUCAUAGUGAUAAACCAAAAAAAAUCACUAACCAUAGAAAAACUGGACAGAUGUGUUGGACACCGCUGUUCACUGUAACAAUCCACAAACAUGUCCACGGCAGGAUGGUUCUGUUUCAAUCACGAAGGACGUAAUUAAAGAGUGAGAAGUGUACAGAUCCUCACCUGCUUCCUCUCAGACACCCCUUGUCUCUCGCCUUGACUCAGACCUUGUGUGACAUGCAGAUGUUCAUGUUGUCCUUUCUUUGCACCUAAUUUUACCUCUUUAGAUUAUAAGUAGACAGCCCCGCCCUCUCAGCCCAACUCCACGUGCAUUUACUUUUAGAUUUUUUUGUAAUUUGUAUAUAUGAUCAUACUUUUUACUAGUCAGAAGCAAUGAAAAUUCCAGGAUGCUGUUCCCGGCCUGUACUGCUUCCGCUGGAACAGUUGACAGCUGACUGUGGACGUGUUGCACAUUCCUUGAGCUCAGGACUUAAUGCUAGUGUGGUUUUGUAGAUGCUGUGAGGUUCGGCUGCUUGCGUGCGUCUCCCCCGUAGAGCAGAGUAUGGCAAACGUGGCCUGAAACCCUUUGCAAAGCUGUAGAGCUUCUUAGCAUCGACCUGUCGUCACGUCGUCAUCUUGCUCGUCUCGGUUCCACCAUGUUGUUCCUGUAAAACUACUUUAUCCAUGUCUUUGCCUGUCAAUUCUUCAAAUAUGCUUGUGUAGUAAACAUACAGAUGUGAAAUAGCUGCUUGUGGAGAAGGAAUACCUCUGGUAGGUUGAACCCAUGGAACAUGACCUUUUAUUGUGUUUUUACACCAGACACCACGUACUCAAUGGCUCCAGAUGAGUCUGAGGACUGAACCUUAACUGAGAUGAAGACAGUGACAACACAGUAUUCAGCAACAGUGUGCUGCAAGUUUGCAUUAUAGAUCUGACUCAUCUCGAAGGUACACAAUGCAAAUGAUCACGUAGGCGCUCAGCUGGACACUAGUUCAGACACUGGUUCAUGCUGUUAUUGUUCUGGCUGCCAGAAAGAACAGGACCAAAGUCAACCCUCCAAGCACCAGGUGUUCAAGCACACAACUGUUUCACACACCAACAUGUCGACAUGCCAACAUGUACUGUAUCUGUGAGACGGCCUGUAGGUGUAGAUUGGAGUUUGUCCUUCCUCAGGCGCUGACCUCGGGUCACUCUGCAGCUCUUUUCCUGCGAUGGACUCAGGGCGGAGUGAUCCCACGCCUGUGCCUGGAGGAGGGACUACUUAUUCACCCAGAGUGUGACAGUAUGUAGCAUGUACAUAGAUCCUCACUCUGUAUAUAUAACCGUGUACAGGUUUGAUACAGCUAUUCACAUUCUGGCUUCUUUAGGCUUUUCUCAUAGCAAUAUUUCUGUGAUCAAUUAAAAAGGUGAUAGGAUGAGUAUCCGUUUGUGUUUAUGUAGAGAGAAGAAAGUGACUGUGAAUGAUCGAAUCGUGAGACUUGACUAAAGUGGUGGCAGUUUAGUUUAGUUAAAUAUUUUAUUUGAUCUUGUUUUGAUUUGUUCUUUGCUGUUAAACAUCCAAAAGCCUGGAGUGUAGUGUCACGCUGCGAAGGAGUGCAACACACUGAUCAUCUUGAUUUUUAUCGACGAAAGCCAUAAAGGUCACAUGCAGACAGAGGUUUUGUGUGUGAGGGGUGUGAACCAUGUAUGAGCACAGACCUUAUGAAGCAAAGAGGAUGUGUACACCUAAUAAAAAGUCAAAAUCACCUGA